UAUAAUAUAAAUCAACAUGUUCAAAGGUAGACUCCAGAAAGUCUGGAAAUUUAUUUGAUGGUAUAAAUUCCACCAUAACUGGUUUAUUGAAGAGAUCCAAAGCUAUGGGAUCUUCAAUCCCAUUCGUUUUGAAGACUCUCGGGUUGAAAAGAUGUACCAGGAGCAUCGACUCAAGACGAUUAGAGCCAACUGGAAGUUUAUUCUCUUAAUUCUGAAGAUCAAGUUCCUCCUUGCUUCAAUCGUGUUCCAAUUAAACGAGGAAGAGGGAUCCCUGCUAAAUAAAUUCAUUCCAAUCAUGAUGUUCUUUGUGAUAUAUGGGCUCAAGUAUUUAAUCAGAAAGAGCGACUUUGUGGCAAGACAUGGAGCUAUACUCUUGGUCAUUCUUUUUGGAGUGCUGAUGGCGAUAGCCAAUCUUCAGUUUAUUCAAUUUAGGUACCCUGAAGGAUUCUGAUUCAUCAUUUCUAUAUCCUUGUUGCUAGUGACAUGACUUGCUUGAGACUGGAAGGUAUCCUCAGCUGCUGUAUUUUUGGUCUAUAUUCAUUUAUAUGUCAUGCGCAAGAUUCCCUUCCUUGAUUCUUCAGGAGAAACAACACUUUUAAAUCGUGAAAUUAUUGGUUAUAAUCAAGUGCAACCUUGGGUUCUCCAGAUUCUUAUAUUUUCAUUAACCAUAUUCUGUUGUAAUGCUUUUCUGUUAUCGAGAACAUUCAAACAAGAGUUCAUUUCUACUCAUAAGGCCAAACAGGCUACUUCUCAGCUCAAGAAGGUCCUACAGGUUUUGCCUGAAGGGGUCAUCAUCAUGGAUGAACGAGGGGAGAACCUCAAAUUCAUUAACAAAAAGCUCAAACAGGCCUUCGAUGUUUCCUCCUUUUAUAAGACCAAAAGUGAUAAUAUGGAUGUAGCAGAGGCCAAAGAAUCUAUUGAUAAGUUGCUUGAAGACAUAUACGAAAGAACACUAGCAGACUCUUUGGCUUCUAGAGACUCUCUUACUUUGACGGACGACAUUUUCAAUAGCUUUGUGGUCAGAAUCAAGAAAGAUAAAGUUGAAGAAGGCAAAGGAGAAGACCCUGCCAUCAAAGUUGAAAAAUAUGAAGAAAUUGUAUUGUCGAAAUUUCUCCAAGACGAACGAGAGCUAGCUCUGAGGGAGGAGGACUUUGACAGAAGCACUAAAGUCUCAAUGUCGUAUAAGAAUAAGAGUAUUUGAAGAGAAAUAGAGAAAAUAUAUAGAGACUUUGUUGUCACAACAUCUAAAAUAGAUGUCGUGGAUGAUCGUGAUAAAAAUCCAACAUUUCUCCAAAUGUUUAUGGACACGACCCAGAUUACUAUGCUUGAGGAGGCCAAGUCUCAAAGUCACUAUCAAAGACAGAUGCUCUCCAAUGUGUCACAUGAGUUCAGGACUCCUCUCAAUGCGAUGUCUUUAUCAUUGCACCUGAUGAGGCCUUAUAUUUAUGAAGACUUAUCUAAAUAUCACCAAAUAGCAAAUUCUUUCUGAGACAUACUCAAAGGGCUAGUCGAGGAUAUCCUAGAUUUCUCAAAGAUAGAGUCAGGGGUCUUCGAAAUCCAAGAAUCAGAGUUCUUAUUCAAACAACUCUUUGAUGAAGUUAACUCCAUCUUCGAGAUGCAGUGUAGAAUGAAGGGAGUGGAUUUGAACUUUGAAAUUGCUAGUGUCUUUGAGGAACUUAAAAUUAAAGCUGAUAAAGAUCGUAUCAAACAAAUUCUACUGAACUUACUUUCUAACUCACUUAAAUUCACAGACAGAGGGUCUAUUAACAUCGAGAUCAAAAUCCAAGAAACAGAAGAUUUUUACAUGGACCAAAUAGAUUCGAGUGAAGAAAUAAAGAUAUUUUCUCCAGACGUGUUCGAAGAAAUGCCAGUGUGAAAUCUUUUGCUCACAUCAAAUAAUUAUGAAUUCACAUCAAACCCGUCAAAGUUUGAUGGGGCCUUCCAAGAUUCUUCAGCCAGAAACAAGAGAAAUGAAGAGAUUCGAAAAGAAGUAGAUGAGUCGAUGGUAUCUGAUUAUACCAAAGAGCUGAAGCUAGAACUGACUGUGACUGACACUGGCCUUGGCAUUCCAAAGAAGGAUCUUUCAUCUUUAUUCAAAAGGUUUGGGAAGACCAGCUCCAACCACAACAGAAACAAGACUGGGACUGGCCUCGGCCUGACCAUCUGCAAGAUGCUGUGUGAGAAACUGGGAGGCAGAAUCCAGUUGAAAUCGAAACCAGGGAUUGGAACAACGGUGACAUGCAUCUUUACAUGCUUUUACUAA
Moneuplotes crassus is the source of this 2263-nucleotide messenger RNA. The record is from the annotation of a GenBank genome assembly. NCBI's taxonomy places the organism in Eukaryota, Ciliophora, Spirotrichea, Euplotida, Euplotidae.